Messenger RNA from Miscanthus lutarioriparius, 246 nucleotides. NCBI's taxonomy places the organism in Eukaryota, Viridiplantae, Streptophyta, Magnoliopsida, Poales, Poaceae. The record is from the annotation of a GenBank genome assembly.
AUGGUGGCGGCGCAGGUGAGGAUGGCCGUUGCGGGAGGAGAGACGGAAGAGCCGAUGAGGAACCGUGGAAAGAAGGGGCUGAACGCUGCUAAAGUCAUUGCUGUUGGCCCUGGUGAUCGUGAUAGGGAUGGUAAGCUGAUCCCUGUAUCUCUGAGUGAAGGCGACACUGUUCUACUUCCUGAGUAUGGUGGAACUGAAGUGAAGCUUGCUGAAAAAGAGUAUGUUAACAUAUGCAUGCUAUUUUGA